Messenger RNA from Fomitopsis serialis, 558 nucleotides. RefSeq lists its product as uncharacterized. The transcript has a single exon. NCBI's taxonomy places the organism in Eukaryota, Fungi, Basidiomycota, Agaricomycetes, Polyporales, Fomitopsidaceae. The coding region runs from base 1 to 558 and encodes 185 amino acids. The record is from RefSeq and is a predicted model, not a curated record.
AUGAGCGCUGUGUCUGUGUUGGUCGUGCGCGCGGGAUGCGUGACCGCGAGAGGGCGCGAGAGGCGGAGAUGGACGACGGGCGGGCAGGUGGCUGAGCGCCCUGUGUCUGUCCGUCUUGAAUACACCUGGGGCCAUCCAACCCGGACAAAUACAUCGCUCGCCAUUCAUCUCCUCAGUCUCUUCUCUUGCUGUCUCCCCACCGCCGCGUCUAACGCUCACAUCGCCCGCAAUUUUGCCAUUCCACACCGCCCGCCACGGCAAACCAGCCCAGGCGGGUGCCACCCCGCCUGCCUCCGCUGCAAAGAACGACAUGCGAAGCACGCGAAGAUCCAAAAGACCAGGUACCGCGAGACCCCCGACAUCGUGGUGCGCGUACACUGCAAGCACCGCGCAGAGCUCUACUUCAACAUCUCGCGCAAGACGAAGCUCUCCCGGCUCUUUAACGCGUGGACGCAGCGCAUGGAGUCCGGCAUCGUGAAGGGCAGCAAGACCGUCUCCGGCACGCAACCCCAGCCACCAAAUGGCACGACAAGCUCCAUGAGCUCCAUGCUCGCCUGA